Molecule: messenger RNA, 2096 nt
Organism: Carassius carassius (crucian carp)
Lineage: Eukaryota; Metazoa; Chordata; Actinopteri; Cypriniformes; Cyprinidae
Product: dnaJ homolog subfamily B member 4-like
Exons: 3
Coding region: 267-1289 (340 amino acids)
Cellular component (GO): cytosol
Molecular function (GO): protein-folding chaperone binding
Source: RefSeq, a predicted model, not a curated record
GUUCUAGAAAGCACACUGUGAUUCCAGAGCUGCAGUGGUACAGGGGAGGGAGCAAUGGCUAUUUAAAGAGGAUAAAAUAACACAAGAUCUUUAGUGCUGAGUAACCGCCUCCAAACAGACACGACAGGAUCAACUGGUCAUCUGUAUCGCGGUUUAAAGAGGCAGGAUUCGACACCAUAGCCACGACGGUGCUUCCAUCCACUUCUCUUUCAGGAGACUGACGAAUCCUCGGGAAGCGGCGCCGACCGGGGUUUGCGCAGGAGAACAUGGGCAAAGAUUUUUACAAAAUUUUGGGAAUCGCGAAAGGAGCAUCAGACGACGACAUCAAAAAGGCGUACAAAAAGCAGGCUCUGAAAUGGCAUCCUGACAAAAACAAGACGGCCAACGCGGAGGAGAAAUUCAAGGAGGUCGCGGAGGCUUAUGAAGUUCUUAGUGAUCCAAAGAAACGAGAAAUAUAUGACCAGUACGGCGAAGAAGGGCUUAAAGGAGGUGGAGGGGUGUCUGACGGGCCAGGAGGCAACUUCACCUACACCUUCCACGGAGAUCCUCACGCGACGUUUGCCACGUUUUUCGGAGGAGCCAAUCCUUUCGAGAUAUUUUUUGGCAGGAAAGCCAAUGGACGAGAUGACGAUGACAUGGAGGUGGAUGGAAGUGACCCAUUUGGUUCUUUUACGAGUUUUAACAUAAAUGGAUUUCCACGCGAGCGGCACGUCGGUCAGGGCGGCCCGCCGCGCAGAAAACAGGACCCCGCGAUCCAUCACGAGCUGCGGGUGUCUCUAGAGGAGGUGUUCCACGGGUGCACCAAGCGCAUGAAAAUCUCACGCAAGCGCUUGAACCCGGACGGGCGGACCUUGAGGACCGAGGACAAAAUCCUCACUAUUGAGAUCAAGCGUGGGUGGAAAGAGGGAACCAAAAUCACGUUUCCACGCGAGGGUGACGAGACGCCUAAUACUAUUCCUGCCGAUAUCGUGUUUGUCAUUAAAGACAAGCCUCACGCCCACUUUCGACGAGAGGGCUCUGAUAUCGUGUACCCGGUCCGGGUCAGUUUGCGCCAGUCAUUGUGUGGAAGCUCUGUCACCGUGUCGACGAUAGACGGUAAAACAUGCAAUAUGAAGAUAACCGAUGUUAUCAAACCCGGCAUGAGGAAGGUCAUUGCUGGCCAAGGACUGCCUCUCCCAAAGAACCCCGAACAAAGAGGGGACCUCAUUGUGGAGUUUGAUGUGAACUUUCCUGACAGUCUGCCAUCUAAUGCCAAGGAUGUCCUCAAACGACACUUACCGACCUCAUAAAUUGAGCUUGGGCAGACUUUUCUAUAUGAACAAUUUAGUCCCCUAAUAUGACAAAUCAAAUUUUGAGAAUGUGCAAUUUCUAUUUUUUAUCUAAAUCUUUGUUAUGUAAUAUAUCUUAUCAUAUAUAUAUAUAUAUAUAUAUAUAUAUAUAUGAAUUAUGUUGCAUGCCUAUGUCAGUGACAGUAUCAACUUAAAGUGCAAUCUGUGUCUGAAUAUUUUUUUGUUCUCACAAAUUUACUGUUAUUGUUAUGCUUCUUUUGAAUUGUGCAGUAUGAAAUGUUUCAUUGAAAUCAGUGUUUUUUUUACAGACUAAAUUAUACUGAUUUAUUUGUUUGCCUUUUUCAAGUAGAUCCCAUAUGUACUGACAGAUUGUGUACUGUUCUUCUUUCUAAAUCCAAAGUAUGUAAUUUUAGUAAAUGAUUGGAUACUAAAAUGAUUUAGUAAAUGAACUGUGUAAUGGUAGCAUGGAUACUUGCCUUCAUUUGCGAUAUUAAAGCAUUGAGCGAGACUCAACUAAUGCCUUUUCAGAGCUGAUAUGUCAGAUCCUUGUAAAUGUGAGCAACAGACUCACAUAAUGCAACUGUCUUUGACAGAGACCAAGAAUUGUGUGCAGUGGGUUCAUAGCAAACCAUGCUUAUUGAUGGAAAGUUAGGAGAGCGUUUUGCAUUGUUAGAAUAAUUUUAUUUUACAUUUCCAUUCUAUUGGCUUCACCUAGUGUCUUGUGUUUGAAGUUUAUGGAUACACUUUUAUGAUAGAUUUCAUUAAAAUAAAUAAAAUAUAGGAGGUACAGAAUCCUCAACUACUGUA